AUGUUAUAAGCUAAACCCAAGAUUAUUGCACAGUAACCUGUUUACAAAGAUUUUAAGUAUACCAAAUCAUCUAAGUCUUUUAAUCCAAUAAACACACUCUUUGGAAAUUAGUAAACUCCUAUUCUUCAAAACAAUCUAGGUUUUAAAUUUAAUUAAAAAAAUUAGCUAUACCAUUAUACAAAGGUCAUUUCAUUAAUUUUCAUCAUGAGGAAAUAUAAUUUGAUAAUUCUAUUACUCUUAGUGGUAUAUAAGAAGGUUUUUUAUACUUUGUUUUUAAUUCAAGAUAUUUGAGAUUUUAUUUUUAUUCACCCACUUAGGCUGACCUUAAUUAUUAUUAUAAUACAGUAAUAAUAUUUAUCAUUAUUUAGGAUGACAAGAAGUACAAAUUUCCAUUAAGAAUGAAAGAAUAAUAAAUUAAUCAUACAGAAUAUAUUUCGGCGGUAGCCUUUUAAUGUUAGGAUAAUUAAUGGACAAUGGCUAUUGCCUCUGAGUUUUACAUCUUUUUAUACACUUUUAAUGGUGAUUUGGAGAAUUUUUAAAUGCUAAAAAAAGGGUUCAAUAUUAAUGGAGAAAUUGUAAAUCAGAUCUUAUUUUACCAAGAGAAUCUCAUUUAUGGAGGCAAUUUAGGAUAUUUAACUUGUAAGUCUAUAGACACUGCUUAGAAUUAUACAUCUUAAUUGAAAGAAAGAAUAAAAAAAUAAUUUAAUAGAAUAUUUAAAGAUUUUACACCUUGGACUUCAACUUAAGGAUUAAUAUAAUUAAAAGUAUAAGAAGAAUUCAAUAUAUGUUAUGGUUUAUUUGAAUAAUAUGAUUAAGAAGAUAAAGUAUGUGAUACUUAUGUAGUUAUAUAUGAUAUUAGUUUAAAAGAAUAAUAAUUUACAGAAAUUGUUAGAAUUAAAUAAUCUAAUGUCUAUAAUUUUAAUGCUGAAUUAAAGAAUACAUUUGAUUUAGACAAUCUUUAAUUUUAACAUAUUCAUUUUGAAAAAUAAUGGCAUACAAAUAAUAUAUUAAUGAUUAUUACUACUAAAGAUCAACUAUAAAUUUAUUUCACUUUUGAAGUAUAAGAUAGAUGUAUUAAUGAUGUUAAUUUAUAUUAAUCAAGAAUUAUUAAUUCAAAUAAAUCUUAAGAUUCUAUUAAACUUAAAUCUGAGUAUUCUAUAUUCUAAAUUAAAUAUCCAUAUAUGAAAUUUGAUUAAGAAAUACCAUAUGGAGUAUGUCUUGAUGAAAGUAGAACUUAAUAUAAACAAAAAGAAAUGUUAAGUAUUUAAUAAAAACAUUUAUUAAAAUCUGUCUUUAGAGAUGAUCAUAUAGCAUUGUAUCAUUUAGACAAUUACAUUAUAGCAUAAUUUAUUGAUAUGGCUCAUAUUUAAUACAUUAAAAAUUUAGAAUAAUAAUUGUCUAAAUAUAAUUCUUACAAUUAAUUACAAUAUUCUCUUUAUAGAGAUUCAUCUAAAGAAGCUGUUGAAAAUAUUGAAUUGCAUUCUGUUAAAUAAAAUUAAGAAUUUCCAGAAAAUCUAUAUAAUCUUGGAAGAUAUUCUAUUAAAUAAAUAUUCAAUCAUUCAGACAUUAAUGAAUCUUAAUUAUAUAAUUUACCAGAACAUUAUAUAUGUAUAGCUGAUCAUACAAUAGAAUUUAUAGUAAGAAUGAGACCAAUCGAUUUCUUUUUCACUGCUAUUAAAGUUACACAUUAUGAUUUUAUCAAUUAAGCAUAUGAAGAUUUCCCUUUAGAAAAAUUAAUAAGAGCAUAUGGAAUUGAAGAAAGUUGUGCAUAAAUUUUAUAAAUAAUAAUCUAAGAAGAUUCUAUAUUUUAUAUUAAUGUAGAACUUUAACAUUAAUAUUAACUUGACUUAUAAAAAGCAUAUUAAAGAAUACAUUUUUCAGAAAAUAUUGAUAAGUUUUUUGAUGAUAAUGAAAAGAUACCUAUUUGGGUAACAGGCUAAGUAUAUGUUACUAAAGGAUCUACAAUUAAGGAUAAAGCUAUGAAAGCUUACUUUUCAUUAAUCAAAAGAUCAUUAUUAAGUGAAGAUAGAAAUUAAAAAUCUAAAAAAGUAUUUAGUACUUCAUAAUUAAUUUGGAAAAUCUUGGCACCUUUAACAACUAAGAAGUUUAUUGAUGAGAAAGUAUAUAAUUUAGAAUGCAAUUAACCAAUAGAAAGUUAUUCUAUUUAAUAACUUUAAAUGGUUUAUAAAUAAAUAGAGAAAUUAUUAAAAUUAUUUGAAAAUGAACCUAAUUAUUUCUAAAAAAGAAAAUAAUAAAUAGUUGAAUCAUCUUAAGAAGAAUAAAUUUAAUAAUUAAAUUAUAAAAAAGGAUUUAAUAAACAUAUUUAUGAAUCUUUUGAAUUAAGUUCAAAAUUAGAUAAUUCAAGAAGUACAAAUUAUUCUGAUCAAUCUCUUGUAUAAAGUGUUAAUGUUGAUAUAGAACAUGUAAUUUUAAUUCAUUAUUUUAUAUUAGACUUAAAUGAAAGGACUCUAUGAUUUUUGUCUAUAAAUUAAACAAUUAAUACAAUUUUUUGUCUAUUUCUUUGGAGAUCUCAAUGGAAUCAGAAACAUUAUUAAUAGUUAUUCCAAUAAAUAAUAAUUAUUUGAUUUAUCAGUAAAAACUAUACUUAAUGCAGAACCUUCAAGUUUACUUACAUUAAAAUAAUUAAUGAUUCAUAUCAUUAAAAGUGAUAAAUCAAAAUUCAGAGAUAUGGCAUAAUAUAUGCAUGUAAAUUUCUCAGAAUAUUUUACUAUUCAAGACUUUAAAAUUAGUCUAGCUCAAAAUUUAUUUGAUGAAAUUUUAUAAUUUGCUGCCUAAAAGAGUAUUAUAAUUUAUUUAAUCUUUAGAUAUUAUCAAAUUAAAUCCUAAUGAAUAGAUUCAUGAAAAAAUUAAAAGAAUAUUAAGACUUUCAAAGGCUCCUCAAAUUACUUUUGAAAAAGUACUUGAGAAAAGAGAAAUUUUUAUCUAUUAUAAAGAAUUAUAAGCUGAAUUAUAAGAAUAACUUAAGGAAGCAUUAAAAUCAGUUGAAGAAGUAAUUUUUGCUAUUUCUCAUUCUUAUUUAACUUAAAGUUUUCUUAAUUACAUGUUUCCUUUUGGUACUUUUAAAUAUUAUAUACAAUUUCUUGCUUCAAAGUGUCAACAAUAUGAAAAAGAUCAAUUUAAUGAUGAACAUAGAAUUUGCUUCUUAGAUCUUAUAUAAUAAUAUAAUAAUCUUAUACAAUAUUAUUUAGAUCCUCCUAAAGGUUUAACUAAAGCCUAAGUAUAUGAUAUAUUAAGAGAUUCUUUAUAAAUAUUAAAUUAGUAUUAAUUAAUAACUGCAACAGAAGUUGUUAUAAAUAAUUUAAUAAAAUAAAAAUUAAAAGAAUUCAUAGCAUAUAUAGAUUAUAAUUAAGAUUUAGAAUUAUAAUGUAAUGAACUUGAAAAAUUGUAAAUUCAAAAAAAAUAAUUAUUAGUAAAAUCAGUAAAAGGAGAUAAUGAAGCAGUUUAUUAAUUAAUACAAUUAUUAUUAAAAUUAGCAUAAUUUUCUUUAGUUUAGAAUUCAGAAAUGACUUUAGAAGAUAUUUAAAAAGUUUUACCUUUAAGAAAACGUUUAAGAUAUAUAUUUAAAGCAUAAGAAUUUAUAAAAUCUACUUAAAAAAAUGAAUUACCUAAUGAUAUUCUAUAAUUUGAGAAAUAAGCAUAAGAUUUAAGCAAAAUACUAUUUCUUUAAGAUAUUAUGUAUGAUUAUAUAGUAACUAAUAAUAAUGAAGGUAUAUAUAUUCAUAAAAACUUUUAGAUUAUUUAAGUUAGAAACGAAGAAUAUUAAUAGAGAUUUUAGAUUGUAAUAUAAUAAUGCAAUUUUUUGAAGAUAAUAAUAUUUGUUUUGGAUAGAUAUUAUGUAUGGAUUAUCUAGAAUAAAAAUAAUAGAAAUAAUUAUAUAAUGAAUUUUUUAUUGAUUAAGUUUGGACUAAUUUUAUUGUUUAUUCAUAUUAAGAAUCUAGAGAAUGGCCAUCUAAAAUAUUUAAGAUGUAAAUGAAAUUAGUAUUGGAAAAUCUAAUAAAUAAAGAUAAAUAUAUUCGAAUUUAAAAAAUUACAGAAACAUUUGAAUUAGUAAAUAGUAAAGAAUGUUAAGAAUAGAAAAUAACUUAACUUUCUACUUGGUUCUUUUUUGAAGUGUUAUUAAAUCAUAAUAUAAGUGAAAUGGAACUCACAUCUAUAUAUGUUAACAAUUUAAUUAAUAAUGUUAUGGUGUAGGAUAAUCCUGCUUAUGAAAGAUUAUAAAUAGAUGAAUUACAUUUAUAUAAAUUGUAAUUAAUUUAGUAGAUUUUAAUUCUAUUUAAUACUAUUAAAAAAAAUAAAUAUGAUAGAACUUAGUUUAGUGAAUUAUUAACAUAAUUUAGAAAUGCUUUUAAAGUAUAUAUUUAAUAUUUAUGAUUUUAGAAUGAAUAUAAUUAAUUUAUAGAUGACGAUGUUUAUGAUUAGACAAUAAUUGAAGAUUUAAAGAAAUAAAUUGAUUCAUUAUGA
Paramecium pentaurelia is the source of this 4482-nucleotide messenger RNA. Lineage: Eukaryota; Ciliophora; Oligohymenophorea; Peniculida; Parameciidae. The record is from the annotation of a GenBank genome assembly.